GGCUACGUUCAGGGUGUGCUGGGAAAGGGAAACUGAAAGAAAAGCACAGAUCGUCGACAGGAGGUUACUUUCACCAUGUCUUCAGAUGAGGAUUUCUCUUUGGUGGAGCAGAUCCCUGAGCCAUCUGAGGACACCUUGGAGGGAAUCAAAGCUUUAAUCGACAACUACAAGAAAAAAUAUGAACAUCUGGUUGAGGAGCAGAAGGAAUUGGCUGCAUGCAUAGACGACCGGCGGGACCUUACUAAGCAGUUUAAGCAGCGCAGUGAGAAACUGACCCAGUCUCUGAAAGAGGAGGAGCGCUCCAACAAAGCACAGAUUGAAAAUGAGAAGGCUCGGCUGGAAUUGAUAAAAGAGGAGGAGCGCGAACUGAUGCUGGAGAUCAAGAAAGUGGAGGCAGCCCUGGAGGAGGAAGAGGCCAGAAACAACCAUCUGGAACAGCAGAAUGAAGUGUUCACUGCUGUACCAGAGAAGACGGUUGUGUUCAUGGGCGAGACGGGAAAGGCAACCGACACACAAACAUUUGAAAUGAACCCACAUAUAGUUUACCCGAUGGAAGGGGGGACGGCACUGGUCACAUUUGAGGAAGAAGUAGUGGCCAAGAAGAUCCUGACCAUGAAGAAGCACCAUGUGAAUCUGUCAGAGGACUGCAUCAUCACCGUGGAGGCCAGACCAGUUCAGCUGAUGGUGCCCAACUUGGUGGAGAUUGACUCGGAGGUGUGUCCUCAGCGCAUUUUAAUCUCCAACCUGCCUAAGAUGGACAAUGACAUUCUGCUGAACAAGCUGGAGAUCCAUUUCUCUAAGAGAAAACAUGGCGGCGGCGAGGUGGAGGACUGUGAAUUGCUCCCUGACUCUGGGACUGUGGUUCUCACCUUUGUGGAGAAAAAAUUUGCCAGAGGUUUGACAGAAAAGGAGUAUCAUGAAGUGCAGCUACAAGAAAAGCACACAGUGAGGGUGACUCCUUUUCUGAACGGAAAGAUUACAAACUUACGGACAAAGAUGUCUGUUUGUCCUCGGACGGUGCUGCUGACGGGAAUCCCUGCCGUCAUGGAGCGAGAGACUCUGCAGGAUCUGCUGGAAAUCCACUUCCAGAAAAGCAGCAAUGGUGGAGGAGAGAUCGAAGCCCUCCUCUUCAACCCCCUGGGGCAGCACACCUCGGCACUGUUUGAGGGGGUCUCCCAAAACGGAUAGGAGAAGUAAGCUCUAUGCUACCAAAAAAACCUGGAUGAGAUCACCUACAAGAUUUAAGGACGUGAUCCACCCAGCUACAAAAUCUGUUUUAGUCUUAUAUUUUGUUACCUUUUGUUAGUAUAAUUCAGCACAAAGCUAUGAACUUAAUGUUUUGGGACGUUUUUUUCUUAUCAAUGAAACUGCCGGCAUUAUUUUCUAGAAGAAAACCUCUGAUGCCCAUCAUUACUGUUGAUCAAUUCUGAGAAUCAUGCUAUAUUCAAAGAUGUAUAAAGUAUUUAACCUGGGUAUUUUCUGUGUAGCUAUUUAAAAAUAUAAAUCAUUGGCAUCAACGGCAACAAAUAGUGUGUAAUUACAAUAAUGCAUUAAGUUCGAUAAUCAAGUAUCUGUUAUUUGGGCCUGUAAAUCCUUGACAAAACUGUUUCCAAUUGUAAAAUAUAAAAAUGUAAAUGUCUGCUGUAACACAUUUACGUUUAUUUACUUUCUCAUGGAGAGUUCAAUCGGUUCAAUACACUGAGACUACAGCUAGCAGCAGGUUAGCUUAGCACAAAUGGAAAGAGGUUAACGGCUAGUUCUGUUCAAAGGGUAACAAAAUCAUCCUUACAGCACCUCUAAAGCUCACUGAUUCACACGUAAUAUAUAAUUUGUUUAAGGAUCAUUUCUUGGCUGGACGUUGAGUCUUCAGAAGGGCACAGUGCCCUACCAACAAAUAUUGCAGUGCAAAGCCUAGUCUUGCCAUAGACUAGAGGGUGAAUGUGCAUAUCCAAAAAUGUCAAACUGUUCCUUUUUAGAGGUCAACAUAGUCUUGAAAGAUUUUAAUUUGAGAUAAAAAUACUAAUUUUGCAAAUAAAUAUACUGCUGAGGUUUUUUAAAGUAGGAGACGGGCCUCCGCGGGGGGGCACCAAACAGUUUCAGGGAAGGCUAAAUGAAUUGAUGUGAAAAAAUAUUAGAUCAAAAGUUAUUAAAAGGAGAUCACAGAAGUCUAAAUGUGUGUGAUUUGAUUAAAGGGAUAGUUCAUAAA
Messenger RNA from Micropterus salmoides (largemouth bass), 2206 nucleotides. RefSeq names its product interferon-induced protein 35 (gene ifi35). Gene Ontology annotation, cellular component: nucleus. The record is from RefSeq and is a predicted model, not a curated record. The transcript has 10 exons. NCBI's taxonomy places the organism in Eukaryota, Metazoa, Chordata, Actinopteri, Centrarchiformes, Centrarchidae. The coding region runs from base 76 to 1188 and encodes 370 amino acids.